Paramisgurnus dabryanus is the source of this 3396-nucleotide messenger RNA. RefSeq names its product choline/ethanolamine phosphotransferase 1b (gene cept1b). The record is from RefSeq and is a predicted model, not a curated record. Lineage: Eukaryota; Metazoa; Chordata; Actinopteri; Cypriniformes; Cobitidae. Gene Ontology annotation, molecular function: ethanolaminephosphotransferase activity; diacylglycerol cholinephosphotransferase activity. Gene Ontology annotation, cellular component: endoplasmic reticulum membrane; Golgi apparatus. Gene Ontology annotation, biological process: phosphatidylethanolamine biosynthetic process.
CUCUUUGUACAGUGUUGAGCUGCGCCGGAAGCUAGCAGCUCGCGUUAAGCGCGUUAACCGGACCGGGACACCGGCCGGCGGAACCGAAACAUCAGGAUUCCAGCGGACUAAAGUGACGGAUCGGGUACUGUUGCAGGAUCUGGACUUUAUCUGCAGUUAUCGGUGUGAAUCCAGUAAGUGGCGUGGUUUGGGGUCGAGUGGGCGUGGCUUGUAAAUGAGGGCAGUGGUUUGGAUUUUCUUAUCAUCUCAGGACCAGUAGAACAGCUGUCUCGCCAUCCUGCUGUGGCUCUGUGGAAAGCAGUGGGCGGAGUCAGGCUCAGACUCAGGCUGUCAUUGGCUGAGGGUGAUGAGUGGGCUGACGGGUGCACAUGGGCGGCGGAGCGGAGGGCGUGACCGGGGGCGUGGCAUGGAUACGGCAUGCUGGGUCGCCCCAAGCGUCCUGCGGCGUCUGUUCGAGUUGCCUGCACCGGUUCUGUCCCGUCAUCAGCUGAAGCGUCUGGAGGAGCAUUGCUACAGCAGCUCGGGGCGCUCGCUGCUCGAACCCGCCAUGCAGCGCUACUGGGAGUGGCUCGUCCGCAGAAUGCCGCCCUGGAUCGCCCCCAAUCUCAUCACCAUCGUCGGCCUGGCGACCAACAUCUUCACCACACUGGUGUUGGUGUAUUACUGUCCCACUGCAACUGAACAGGCUCCUCUGUGGGCGUAUCUUCUGUGUGCUGUUGGUUUGUUUGUCUAUCAGUCGUUGGAUGCGAUUGAUGGAAAACAGGCCAGACGCACUAACAGCAGUUCUCCACUGGGGGAGCUGUUUGACCACGGCUGUGAUUCGCUUUCCACAGUGUUUGUGGCACUGGGCACCAGUAUAGCUGUACAGUUGGGAACUCACCCUGACUGGAUGUUUUUCUGCUGUUUCUCGGGAAUGUUUAUGUUUUAUUGUGCUCACUGGCAGACGUACGUCUCUGGUACCCUGAGAUUCGGCAUUAUUGAUGUGACAGAAGCUCAGAUCUUCAUAAUUCUGGUGUAUUUACUGGCGGCGGUGGGUGGAACGGCUUUCUGGCAAUCACCGGUUCCCGUAAUAAACAUCCAGAUGAAAAUAGUUCCAGCUCUUUGCACGUUUAUGGGCGUUAUUUUCUCAUGUGCCCAUUACUUCAAAAUCAUAUUCACAGGCGGCGUGGGGAAAAACGGAUCCACUAUAGCUGGCACGAGUGUGUUAUCUCCUGUCCUGCACAUCGGCUCCGUCAUCGUCCUCGCCAUGAUGAUUUAUAAAAAAUCUACAGUCCAGCUCUUUGAGGAACAUCCGUGUCUUUAUAUUUUGGCCUUUGGCUUUGUCUCUGCUAAGAUCACGAAUAAACUGGUGGUGGCUCAUAUGACUAAAAGUGAGAUGCACUUUUAUGAUGUGGCGUUUCUGGGCCCUGCCCUGUUAUUUCUAGAUCAAUAUUUCAACAGUUUUAUUGAUGAAUAUCUGGUGUUGUGGAUUGCUCUGAUUCUGUCUCUAUUCGAUCUGGUGCGUUAUUGCAUCAGCGUCUGUAAUGAGAUCGCCUCUCAUCUGCACAUCUGCGUCUUUAAAAUCAAGCUGCAGAGUUCAGCGUCCGUCGAGUGACCUCAGAGGAAACAUCAUCCUUCUGCACUUUCAUCCCAUUACUGUACGUCUGCUAAGAAUAAACCAGAACAAAAGAGAUUAUUUACAUCAUUCUGAGACUAAUGUAGUUUACUGAACAAAAGAUGAAUGAAUGAAAUGACUCAAAGAAUGAAUGAAUUUAUUUUCAGGCCAGGUCACUUUUCUUUAAAUUGUUAUUUUAGGUUUAUAAUAGAGAUUGAGGGUUUGUUACCCAUAAUGCCUUGCUCUAUAUUUUUGUUUUAACGCUGCAUGUGACUCUUCGUAGUUUAAAGGAGUUUAGAUCAAUCAUUGUCUCUCACGUUCAUAACCUGCUGCUAAUAAUAAUAAUAAUAAUAUUUACUCCUCUCUCUGAUGUUAUUUGAUGCACUUCUGUAUUUUUUCAUGAAUCAGGUCAGAUUGUUCUCCAAGCAGCUGAUAUCAGACAGAUGUUACUGCGUUUUAUUGUUAAAAUAACUGAUAUUUAAAGGAUACGACAGAAGCGUGACAUUGAGUUUUAGAUUUAAAGCACUUAAUUUUUUUGUUUCUUCACAUAUGAAAUGACAGCAGAAAGAUUCUCGUUUGAGGUAAAACUUUGUUAACAUUGAUCAUAGCUGCAUCAUAUUUCACUUCAAAACAAAAGAAAACAUUUUGGAAAAAAGUCUCUUUGCGCACGUUAAGAUUUUUGUAUUGUGACUUCAUUUCUGUAGCACACUUGGCCCUCAAAUCUCAUUGCUAUAAUGUAAUAAAAUAUUUUAAAUGUGUUUAUUUGCCCAUAAUAAUUAUCACAGUGCCAACACUUUUAAUGAUCAUAAAUUCAUCUCUUAAUUAUUUUUGGAGUGUAAUAUGAUCGCACAUUGAUCUGCUUUACUUUAUGUGAGAUGAUAAAAGAUGUUUAAAUUGUAAAUGUUAAGGAUGAACUUGUUACAGUAUCAUAAAGUUGAAAAGUAUUUAUGCGUUUGAUUAUGACUGUAAGAUUAUAAAGUUAUAUAAGUCAGAUUCUGAAUGAUUAGUUUGAGUUACACAGCAGGAAUGAUGGCAAUACAAAGCUAUUUUUAAAAAAUCCUGAAAUGAUCCUGGUUAAAGUUUCAUCUGGACUUUAAAUCAGAUUUGUGAGAUUAUCUUGAGCAGUUAUUAAUGCAGUGAGAUUAUUAGUUAAAGUAAUAACCGUGUGAAUUCUGACAAGAGUCCAUUUAUAAAUCAAUGAUCAGAUGUGAAUAUUUGCCUUAAACUCUGAAUAUAUUGGUCUUUUGCAUGUAGUUUGGUAGGGUUUGUUUUUGCUAAAUGUCCUCUCAGGCAGUUUACAUAAUGUAAAAAUAUGUAAAUGUUAGUUUGUAGAACAGCUUGAUGCUGCCCCCAGAAAACUGAUGUUUAUAUGACGGCUGAAAACAAGUUACUGUCAAGAAUGAAUGCUCUUUAUGAAUAAGAUUUGACUUACACAUAAUGUGUUUUAUUUUUUUACUCAUAAACUCUUCACAUCAUACAGUGAAAUUGUCUGCCAGUUUAACAAUUGUUGUCAAAUCUAGUAUGAGAGUUUCAGUAUGUUUGUGAUGUAUUCAUCUCUUACAGUAUCAGAUUGCAUUCACACUUCAUUUGGAAAUCUGGUUUCGUUUUGUUACUUUGCUUGUUGCCAAAUAUUAGAAAUUUUCCACUUUUAAAAACUUUGUCAGAUGAAAAGUUUAUUUUCUGUUAUCUCAUAAGAUGUUAAAUCGUCCGUUUCUAAAUCAUAACAAACUGUUUGAUUUUAACAUUGCUCAGAUUUUUGAAUUAAAGCACCUGUAAAAUAAAGAUAACUAUAUUUAUGAUAA